AUGAGCAUCUCCGUCGACGACCUCGUUGCCUCGCUCAGCUCUAACCACAUCGGCCAGGAGGCCAUGGACAUAGCGGAUCUCCAUGCGCAACUGGCCCAAGCUCUGCGCUCGCCAAGCAUGCAACCUGUGCAGCGGCGUGGAUACGCCCCGUCAAACACUCCGUUAGCCCGAACACCAUCUUCGAGCUUCAGCUGGGAGUCAAGCGAUUUUACUCGCGCCCGGAGCUCUAGUGUGGCGAGCGUAACACAACGUUGGAACACCGAGGAGCGGUUGCCGGACAUCGACGACAUGGACGAGGAUGAGAAAAUGGUAGAAGACAUGCUCUUUUCGUCCCCCACGUCGUCCCACUUUCCCCAGUCCGCCCAAAACCAGCCCUCCUUGCCGUCGGGCCCGUCCGGCGGUGUUUCGCGGAAACCAAGCAUUCCACAUGUCUCCAGCUCUUACGACACUGCACAAUACGCCCAAUACGAUAUGCCGCCGCCGAACAUGUCCCUCUUCGCCACGACGGACCCAUUCUUCAUGGCACAGCUGCAGGCUGCGCAGAACCCGGCGCCCUCGUUCUUCGCCCAGUCGGGGCAUCCCCCGGCGCACUCACCCUUCCUCUUGGCCUCGCAGCUCCAAUCAGCAUAUGGGCAUGCCCAUAAUCACCAUGGCGUUACCUCCGAGAUAGACCCGCACCAUGUGUUCGCGGCGCCACCAGCGACUUUCUCGUGCUGA
Postia placenta MAD-698-R-SB12 is the source of this 717-nucleotide messenger RNA. RefSeq lists its product as hypothetical. The record is from RefSeq and is a predicted model, not a curated record. The transcript is spliced from 2 exons. Lineage: Eukaryota; Fungi; Basidiomycota; Agaricomycetes; Polyporales; Adustoporiaceae. The coding region runs from base 1 to 717 and encodes 238 amino acids.